AUGUCGGAUUCCAUGGAGACCCCACGACAUCGUCGUCGCGAUCGCUGGACAAGAGAGAACUUCCUUGAAUCGGUCGAGAACCCUGAAGAGCGACGGCGUGAUUACAAUGUCGAGGCAGAAGAUGACAAUACAGGAUUAACCGAGGUAGUCAUCCCGCCUCCUGCUCGGCCAGAAGAUUUCAGGCGGCCUUCACUGGAAGACAUAGAGCGGAGGGUGAGCAGACAAAGGCAUCGCAGUGAAGGUGCCCUUGGGGAGCUUGCUGUUCCCCAGCCCAUAAGUUCACGUGAGAAGCCAUCCGAUGAAGAGACGGCAGUCGAAUCCCCUCGUCGACGAAGUCUAGAAGAUCAGCAGAAGUUAUCCGUCACGAGUCCUGUCGAAUAUCAGCCAUCGCCUAUUGCGACCGAGCUUUACACAGUCUCAUCGCUGGUCUUCUUCUCGUUAAUGGGCACACUGGCACGGUUGGGAGUUGAGGCGAUCACCCUCUAUCCCAGUUCUCCAUUUCCUUCUCGAGUCCUCUGGGCAAAUUUGGGAGGCUCGUUCUUCAUGGGCUUUCUGGCCGAGGAUCGACGGCUUUUCCGACAAGAAUGGGGUGCACCGGAUCCCAAAGCACCAGCAUCAAAUCAUGCGAAGGUCAAGAAAACCAUACCGCUCUACAUUGGCCUGGCUACCGGAUUUUGUGGUAGCUUCACGUCAUUCUCUUCCUUCAUUCGGGAUUGCUUUCUAGCCUUGACGAACGCGCUCGAAUCACCUUCGCCGACACGGCCAUACCAAGUCGAUCCAACAAUCGCCACAAGGAGUGGUGGAUUUUCAUUUCUCGCACUUUUGGCCAUCUUGAUCAUACACCCGGCCGUUUCAAUGGCGGCUCUGCAGGUGGGAGCCCAGCUGGCCCUAGUGCUUCAGCCGGUAACACCCACGAUACCGUUCAGAUUUGCUCGCAAAGUGCUUGAUCCGUUGAUGGUCUUUGUUGGAUUUGGGUGCUGGAUUGGGGCCGUGUUCCUGGCAAUAUGGCCCCCUGGAAAUGACACGCACUGGCGAUUCCGCGCAGUGCUCCCACUGAUUUUCGCGCCGCCAGGCUGUCUUCUUCGCUUCUACGCAUCGAAACAUCUGAACGCGGUGAUCCCAGCAUUCCCUUUGGGGACAUUUGUAGUCAACAUCUUCGGGACGGCAGUGCUGGGGAUGGCGUUCGACCUGCAGCACGCAAGCGACAUUGGCGCAUCGAAUCCGAACGCAUGCUCGGUUUUACAAGGGAUCAUGGAAGGCUUUUGCGGUUGUCUGACAACGGUUAGCACCUGGGUGGCCGAGAUGAACGGACUCCGGCGACGACAUGGUUGGAUCUACGGCUUGACGAGCGCAGGUGUAGCUCUGGGUUUUACCGUGGUUAUCAUGGGGAGUAUGGGAUGGACAGUGGGAUUUCGGACCCCGGCGUGCAGUUGA
Messenger RNA from Rhinocladiella mackenziei CBS 650.93, 1434 nucleotides. RefSeq lists its product as uncharacterized. Gene Ontology annotation, molecular function: fluoride transmembrane transporter activity. The transcript has a single exon. Gene Ontology annotation, biological process: fluoride transmembrane transport. The record is from RefSeq and is a predicted model, not a curated record. The coding region runs from base 1 to 1434 and encodes 477 amino acids. Gene Ontology annotation, cellular component: membrane. Lineage: Eukaryota; Fungi; Ascomycota; Eurotiomycetes; Chaetothyriales; Herpotrichiellaceae.